AUGACGGGUGAGCUAGAGUUACCACCGGGGUUCAGAUUUCAUCCGACGGACGAGGAGUUGGUGAAUCAUUAUUUGUGUAGGAAAUGUUCAUCGCUGCCUCUUGCUGUUCCAAUUAUUAGGGAGAUUGAUCUGUAUAAGUAUGAUCCAUGGCAGCUCCCAGACAUGGCUCUUCACGGUGAAAAGGAAUGGUAUUUCUUUACCCCAAGGGACAGAAAAUAUCCAAACGGUUCGCGGCCGAACCGGGCAGCUGGAACCGGAUACUGGAAGGCGACCGGAGCGGACAAGCCGAUUGGGAAGCCCAAGCCUCUGGGAAUAAAGAAAGCACUUGUUUUCUAUGCUGGAAAAGCCCCUAGAGGAGUCAAAACAAAUUGGAUCAUGCACGAAUACCGUCUGGCUAAUGUGGAUAGGUCUGCUGGCAAGAAAAACAACUUGAGGCUUGAUGACUGGGUCUUAUGUCGAAUUUACAACAAGAGAGGUUCAGUGGAGAAAUAUUACGCUGCAGACCAAAACAUGAGAAACUUGACAGAAAUCGACGAGAGAAAACCAAAAAUUAUGGUACCAACAAAAACAAUGAUCACCGACGACCAAAUACACAUGGACACGUCGGACUCCGUGCCAAAAUUGCACACCGACUCGAGCUGCUCGGAGCACGUGGUGUCCCCCGAGUUCACGUGCGAGAGGGAGGUCCAAAGUGAAGCCAAAUGGAGUGAGGUAGACAAUUAUUUUGGGUUCAAUUACAACAUGGAUGAUGGCUUUUCGGAUGACCCUUUUGGCCGUCAGCUUCAGUUUCAAAUGGACCAGCUCUCCCCUCUUCAGGACAUGUUCACGUACCUACAGCAGCCCCUUUAA
Messenger RNA from Alnus glutinosa, 849 nucleotides. Its product is annotated as NAC domain-containing protein 2-like. NCBI's taxonomy places the organism in Eukaryota, Viridiplantae, Streptophyta, Magnoliopsida, Fagales, Betulaceae. Gene Ontology annotation, molecular function: DNA binding. Bases 1 to 849 code for a protein of 282 amino acids. The record is from RefSeq and is a predicted model, not a curated record. Gene Ontology annotation, biological process: regulation of DNA-templated transcription. The transcript has 3 exons.